Messenger RNA from Dama dama (fallow deer), 4335 nucleotides. RefSeq names its product ubiquitin specific peptidase 20 (gene USP20). The record is from RefSeq and is a predicted model, not a curated record. Gene Ontology annotation, molecular function: zinc ion binding; cysteine-type deubiquitinase activity. Gene Ontology annotation, biological process: protein deubiquitination. Lineage: Eukaryota; Metazoa; Chordata; Mammalia; Artiodactyla; Cervidae. The transcript is spliced from 26 exons. Bases 230 to 2971 code for a protein of 913 amino acids.
GGCGGGGCGCGGCUGGCCGGGCCUCAGGACCCUGCGCCCGCGGCUCGGAGGGCGCGCUUGACUGACAGGCGGCGGUGGCGGCGCGGUUGCGACUGCAGGUCCCCCAGCGGAAGCCUGUGCUCACCCCAGCCCGGCGCAGCGACUCCCCACUGUCGGCCGGGACCGAAGGAUGCGGAGGGUGACUGCCUCCUGGGGCUGCCGCUUUGCACAAAGGUGAGCCCAGGCCAGCAUGGGGGACUCCAGGGACCUUUGUCCUCAUCUUGACUCGAUAGGGGAGGUGACCAAAGAGGACUUGCUGCUCAAAUCCAAGAGCACCUGUCAGUCAUGUGGGGUUUCUGGACCCAACCUGUGGGCCUGUCUCCAGGUCUCUUGCUCCUACGUCGGCUGCGGAGAAUCCUUCGCUGACCACAGCACCCUCCACGCACAGGCGAAAAAGCACAACCUGACGGUGAACCUGACCACAUUCAGGGUGUGGUGCUACGCCUGCGAGAAGGAAGUGUUCCUGGAGCCGCGGCUGGCGGCCCACCCGCCUAGCCCCGUGCCCAAGUUCUCAGAGCAGGACUCUCCGCCGCCCUCCCACCCUCUGAAAGCCGUCCCCAUUGCUGUGGCUGACGAAGGAGAGUCCGAGUCAGAGGACGAUGACCUCAAGCCACGAGGCCUCACGGGCAUGAAGAACCUCGGCAACUCCUGCUACAUGAACGCGGCCCUGCAGGCCCUGUCCAACUGCCCCCCGCUCACCCAGUUCUUCUUGGAGUGUGGAGGCCUGGUGCGCACAGACAAGAAGCCAGCCCUGUGCAGAAGUUAUCAGAAGCUGGUCUCUGAGGUCUGGCACAGGAAACGCCCCAGCUACGUGGUUCCCACCAGCCUGUCCCACGGGAUCAAGUUGGUCAACCCAAUGUUCCGAGGCUAUGCCCAGCAGGACACCCAGGAAUUCUUGCGCUGCCUGAUGGACCAGCUGCACGAGGAGCUCAAGGAGCCCGUGGUGGCCACAGCGGCAGCGCUGACCGAGGCGCGGGACUCGGACUCGAGCGACACGGAUGAGAAGCGGGAGGGUGACCGUAGCCCCUCAGAGGACGAGUUCCUGUCGUGCGACUCCAGCAGCGACCGCGGAGAGGGCGACGGGCAGGGCCGCAGCGGCGGAGGCCCCCGGGCCGAGGCGGAGCUGCUGAUGGCGGACGAGGCGGGCCGCGCCAUCUCCGAGAAGGAGCGCAUGAAGGACCGCAAGUUCUCCUGGGGCCAACAGCGCACCAACUCGGAGCAGGUGGACGAGGACGCCGACGUGGACACCGCCAUGGCCGCCUUGGAGCAGCAGCCCCCGGAGACGGAGCAACCUUCCCCACGCUCCACCAGUCCCUGCCGGACGCCAGAGCCGGACAACGAGGCGCACAUGCGCAGCACCUCCCGGCCCUGCAGCCCCGUGCACCACCACGAGGGCCACGCCAAGCUGGCCAGCAGCCCUCAUCGUGCGAGCCCCGUGAGGAUGGGGCCGGCCUACGUGCUCAAGAAAGCCCAGGUCCCCGGCAGCCGGCGGCGGAAGGAGCAGAGCUACCGCAGCGUCAUCUCAGACAUCUUCGACGGCUCCGUCCUCAGCCUCGUGCAGUGUCUCACCUGUGACCGGGUGUCCACCACGGUGGAGACAUUCCAGGACCUGUCACUGCCCAUUCCUGGCAAGGAGGACUUGGCCAAACUCCACUCGGCCAUCUACCAGAACGUGCCAGCCAAGUCGGGCGCCUGCGGGGACAGCUAUGCUGCCCAGGGCUGGCUCGCCUUUAUUGUGGAGUAUAUCCGACGGUUUGUGGUAUCCUGUACCCCUAGCUGGUUUUGGGGGCCAGUCGUCACCCUGGAAGACUGCCUGGCUGCCUUCUUUGCUGCUGAUGAGCUGAAGGGUGACAACAUGUACAGCUGUGAACGGUGUAAAAAGCUACGCAACGGGGUGAAGUACUGUAAGGUCUUGCGGUUGCCGGAGAUCCUGUGCAUUCACCUGAAGCGCUUUAGGCACGAGGUCAUGUACUCUUUCAAGAUCAGCAGCCACGUGUCCUUCCCCCUCGAGGGCCUUGACCUGCGCCCCUUCCUCGCCAAGGAGUGCACGUCCCAGAUCACCACCUAUGACCUUCUCUCCGUCAUCUGCCACCACGGCACGGCAGGCAGUGGCCACUAUAUCGCCUACUGCCAGAACGUGAUCAACGGGCAGUGGUAUGAGUUCGACGACCAGUAUGUCACCGAGGUCCACGAGACAGUGGUGCAGAACGCGGAGGCCUACGUGCUCUUCUACAGGAAGAGCAGCGAGGAAGCUGUGCGCGAGCGGCAGCAGGUGGUGUCCCUGGCCGCCAUGCGGGAGCCCAGCCUGCUGCGGUUCUAUGUGUCCCGGGAGUGGCUUAACAAGUUCAACACCUUCGCCGAGCCAGGGCCCAUCACCAACCACACGUUUCUCUGCUCCCACGGAGGGAUCCCGCCCAACAAAUAUCACUACAUCGACGACCUGGUGGUGAUCCUGCCGCAGAACGUGUGGGAGCACCUCUACAACAGGUUUGGGGGCGGCCCCGCCGUGAACCAUCUGUACGUGUGCUCCAUCUGCCAGGUGGAGAUCGAGGCUCUGGCCAAGCGCAGGCGGGUGGAGAUUGACACCUUCAUCAAGCUGAACAAGGCAUUCCAGGCGGAGGAGUCGCCCAGCGUCAUCUACUGCAUCAGCAUGCAGUGGUUCCGAGAGUGGGAGGCCUUUGUCAAGGGCAAGGACAAUGAGCCCCCGGGGCCCAUUGACAACAGCAGGAUCGCACAGGUCAAAGGAAGUGGCCACGUCCAGCUGAAGCAGGGAGCUGACUACGGGCAGAUCUCCGAGGAGACCUGGGUGUACCUGAACAACCUCUACGGCGGUGGCCCCGAAAUUGCCAUCCGCCAGAGCGUGGCUCAGCUCCCGGACCCGGAGAGCUUGCAUGGUGAACAGAAGAUCGAAGCAGAGACCCGGGCCUUGUGACUCGGUGGGCCAGUCUGCCCCCGCCUUUGCCCUCCGCCCUGUGGAGGGUGUGUCUGUCCCCGGAAGAGAGGCCGGCCGCUCUGGAAACCCAGAUGUAUAGAGGCAGGAGAGUUGUUUUGGUUCACAGUGAGUAACGCCGAGCUUAGAAAUACACCCCCUUCAGGCUUGUUGAAACGACCACGGCUCCGCAGCGUUAACUCGGGUCCCUGCCGUCGUGUCGUCGUCACCGAACCUGCCCUCUCACUGGCUCGGGCCCAGCCGUGGUCCCUGGAGCCCUCAAGUUGGGGGCCGUGGCCUCAGGACAGGGGGGUCGUGGAGGGGCUGCUGCUCCUCAGGCGUUGCCCACCGGCGCCUGAUCCGGCCCCGGGUCAGAGCCCCGAGCAGGGUGCUGCGCGCCUGGCCCUGAGGAUGCCACCACCGUGGGUCCCCGCGCCAAUUCCUGCCGAGGCCCCGCUUCACCCCGCACCUCCCAGUCAUCACAGAAGUCUCCAGAAUCCUGCUCUCAGCGUUUCUCCCGUAGACUUAACCACUCUGGAUUCAUUGGCAGUUGGGACACGAGGGCGGGCUUGGCAUUCUGUCCGUGGGGACGGUUUCCGGAGGCAGCUGUUCCCCUCUCACCCUGCCUCGCCCUGCCCCGGGCAUCGCCGGCCACUUGCCCCUGCCAGGGCCCCAGGUGGUGCAGCAGGAGUCCCUCGCGUUCCUGGGUCUGCAGUUAAUGCAGCUUCCGCAGGGGCGCUGACGCUUCUCCUCACCACACCACCGAGCACGCAGGGCCUCUGGCCCAGGGAGGGGAGGGCCUGGGCCAGCGCACACAGGCGGGUCCCAGAGGGAGUCUUGUAGAUGCUGGGAGAGACCGCCGCCGGGGUGCUGGGACCCCUGAGCGCAGCAAGGUGACACGGAAGCCCCUGGACGAAAGAGCCGGGUGGAGAGGCCCGUCUCAUCGGGGCCGCAGUGAAUGAGGGGCGGGAAGGGGUCCUGGGACCAAAGCCCCCCAUCUGCUGUGGCCUUCGGUCUCCGUAGAAGAGAUGCCCAUGGAACUUGGCGGCCGGUGGCCCUGGCAGAGCCCCUGAAGCUCUGACAGUGUGUCGUUCACGUCUGUGAUCUCGUUGCACCCGGAUCUGGUUCCUUCCACACUGAGGCAGAGCAAGAUAAAAGAGCAGGCCGCUGCUGGAAUCUCUGGACAUUUGCCGCAGCCCUCGGGAGGUUGGCACCGCCGCCAGCAGCCACCCCACCCUGCAGAGCCCGGCGGCCGCCUGCUGCCCCGUUUUGUGACGUGGACUCCACCGUGCAGGCUGUACUCGCCCCAUGUCUGCGUCCAGCGUGUGCUCAGAGCGUCCCAGUAAACACGUGCCCGCGUCUCUGCA